AUUCAAAUUCAAUCCAUAUUUUUUAAAUCUAUAUCAUCUGCUAUUAUAUUCUGCUUCAAUCAUAUUCGUCACUCGACGCUCAUCAGUCAUCAGCAAGAUUGAAUCUUUUCUUUAUUUCGGAAAAAAUUGAUCAAUUAAAAUUUUUCUGGCCCUCUCAUUGACGACCGUUUGUCGUCUACCUCGCCCGCGCCGUCUACCUCGCCGUCCACCACAACCGGGCCUAACUUCACCACCGUCCGCUCAUUCCGGCGACAGCAGCGAGGUUAAAAAAUAAUACAGGUAUGCGACGGGCCCUUUUCUCCACGGUCCCUCGUAUUCUCAGCUCCCAUCAGACGUCGCUCGUCAGCUCCCAACCUCGCCACAGGCCCGUAUUGGGUUCCUUCUCCAAUUUCACCUCGUCAAGUGCAAUCGGCCAAUCCCUAGAUAUCGAUCUCUCGAAUGAAGAAAGCAAAAGGCGGUUGUUCAACAGGCUUCUGUAUAGGAGUAAACAGAGAGGGUACCUUGAGCUUGACCUGAUUUUGGGGAAAUGGGUGGAGGAUAACAUUCGGUCCAUGGAUGAAAGUGGAAUCAAAUCUCUUGUUCAUGUUCUUGACCUGGAAAAUCCAGAUCUAUGGAAAUGGCUGACCGGUCAAGAGCAACCCCCUGAGCCAGUGAGCAUGAAUCCUGUCUUCUUGGCCGUGCGCGAGAAGGUGGCUAACAAUCUCGACAAUUAUGCAGCAGCCGAGACUCGAGCCACUCGUGGGCAGUCGUGGGUCAGAGGUUGGGAUGAUUUCAAGAAGGGUCGAGACAGCCCCAUUUCUGGGAACCAGUAGUCGUGUUAGCUCCUAUUGCUUCACAAAUUGUAUACGUGUUAGAAAAAUAAUGUUUGUGAAAUUGUUCAGUAGGCAUGAGAAUAAAGAUGAGAAGCCAGAAGAUCAUUAAUGUGAAUCUGGUAUUAAACUGCAUCUGUUGUGAUAAACUGAAAUGGAAUGGGGCUUGAACCAUGCAUUACAUUACAUGUGUAAUCAGUUAAAUAUUGUUUUGAUGUUGUAUAAUCGUUUUUCUUUCUUUUCUUUUCAUGAAAGCACAUGAGCAGAUUGCUAGUGAAUACAAAACUUUUAAGAUGGUAGCUUAUGACUUUUGA
This is a messenger RNA of Striga asiatica, 1123 nucleotides long. Lineage: Eukaryota; Viridiplantae; Streptophyta; Magnoliopsida; Lamiales; Orobanchaceae. The record is from the annotation of a GenBank genome assembly.